AUCAUCGCCUAUAUCAGAUAUAGUCUGUCGAAGUAGUCGUGUGUAAAAUGUGCUUAAAAGUGCGGAAAGUGAUUCACUGUCGAACAAGAGCUACUUGAUCGAACUCAGUGAUGCUACUUAGAGUGACUAUGGUUGUUUUACUUCUUCCUUUCUCUUCUGCCGGCAGCAACGACUCUUUUGACAACUCUAUCCUGAAGUACAAGACUUGGCCAAUCGGCGAUUGUACCGGUUUGAUUCCAGAAGGCUCCAAAAUAUGCAAGGAAAUUAUAAAUACGAAAGAAAACUGUAAAAUUUGCAAUGACUCCGGAUGUACUAUUCAUGUUGCGGUAUUAUUUCCUGCCAAUACAGCUUACAUUUUAAACCUGAAUAGGACAGAAAAGAUAAUAGUGGAGGCUGCUAAAGACGUUCAACGUUUCGUUCCAGAUAUCAAGUUUGACAUUAGAGCUUUAGACGAUGGUUGUAAGUCUGAAACAGGUCUUGGUCAAAUUAUUGAUGCCAUUGACUGGUGUCCGCAUGUUAUAUUUGGACACACUUGUGAUUAUGCUUUAGCUGGAGUAGGGCGAAUAGCAAAACUCUUAGGCAAUUCAGGCGUGCCACUUUUAUCACCAGGUGGUUUUACUCUCGACUUCACCUCUAAUCAAAAGUUAGUAAUGGACGAUGAAUUCUAUCACCUUGUUAAUGUAGGAUCAGCUGGAUAUGCCUCAUUUGGCGAAUUUUUGCAUUUAAUUGCGGACAGGUAUGACUUUAAGAGAUUUGCCUUAUUUUAUGAAAAGCAGCAACAGAUUGAAAUGGCAGGAGAAGAUGCGUGUUAUUUAUUAGAAAAAACAUUGUUGCAAGAAUUUGAAGGUACUAACCUAGAUUAUUCUGCAAGUGAUAUUCAGUUGCUUAAUAUUACGUAUGAAAGUUUUUUACGUGAGAAAGUGGGAGUAGACUAUGCAAUUGUACUAACAUGUGCCAACCACUCGAAUAUCCGAGAAAUAGCUAUUAAUGCAGCUAAGAUAGGGAUGAUGGAUCGGGGGGAAUACUUGUUCCUUAAUUUUGCUCUUUAUAAUAAUGCCCCAGAACCAGAUAGACCCUGGUAUGAUGAAAAUGAUAUAGAAAAUAACGAAAUGGCUAAAAAAGGAUUUGGGUCAUUUCUUACUUUCUACCCAUACAGAGAAGCAGAGUUUGAAAAAGUUAAAAAUCAGUCAGUGAGAGGAUCAUUUUACUUAGAUGAUCUUUAUGAAAGCAUGUUCAUUUAUGCUCAAACCUUAAGCAAUAUGACUGAGAAUAACGCAGAGAAAACUGCCGCUCUUAGAGGCUGUGAUAUUGUUCAGUACAUCAAAGGUAAAACUUUUACAGGUAAAAAUAACGAGGAAAUUAUAGUAAACUGUAACUUGCAAAGAGUGGAGGAAUACGCUUUAGUUGCGCAAGAUGAGGAAGGAGUUUCAAAAGUAAUUGGAAUUUACUCAGCACAAAAUAGAACUAUAAAUGAAUGGAAUCCUAAUUUUUCGUUUCCUCCUGAUACACCUAAAUGUGGAUUUGAUCUCUCAAAAUGUCCUACAUAUAAUAAAGUAAAUGUUCUUCUUAUAAGUCUGAUUAGUUCUAUAUUUUUUGGUUUAAUAGUAUUUUUAGCUGUAAUUUAUAGGCAUUAUAAGCUUAAAGCAGAAAUAUAUGCCCAGUCAUGGAAAGUUAAUUAUGAUAAUAUUGUUUUUUUCUCAACCGAUAGGAGAAACAGUAUUCACUCAAUUGGAUCUAAUAAAGAAAUUGACGAGAUGAGCUUAGCUGGAGAUAACCAGUUGUUCGCUCAAAUAGGAUUCUAUAAUUCCAUUCGCGUAGCGAUUAAAAAACUACCCGAAUUAAAACUUAGCCUAACCCAUAAGCAACUUUAUGAACUUAAAGUUAUGAAAGAUUUAUCUAACGAUAAUUUAGUUAAGUUUUAUGGUGCAUGCAUAGAUGUACCUCAUAACUGCUUACUCGUAGAAUACUGUCCAAGGGGCAGUCUUCAAGAUAUACUUGAGGAUCAACAGUAUAAACUGGAUUGGGCAUUUCGAAUGUCUCUUAUUAUGGACAUAGUUAGAGGCAUGCAUUAUUUACAUGCUAGCCAUAUUAAAUCUCACGGAGCAUUAAAAUCCUCAAACUGCUUGGUGGAUAGCAGAUUUGUUUUAAAAAUUUCAAAUUUUGGUUUACACUUUUUAAAAGGAAAUGAUAAGUAUGUGAAUUCUGAGGAUUCUUAUGAGUACUGGAAAAAAUUUCUCUGGACAGCACCAGAACUCCUACGAAUGCCUAACCCUCCACCAGAAGGUACGCAAAAGGGGGACGUUUAUUCGUUUGCUAUUAUCAUGGAAGAAAUUAUUAUGAGAGAGGGUGUUUUUUAUAUAAAGGACUCUAAGCUUGAACCUAAAGAAGAGACUACACCAAGUCCAGGCGGUUCCCGGACUACAAGUCCAAGACGUCCGAUCAGUCCCUUACUUGAGGUUUCAAGACCAAUUUGUACCAUUCAAUGCAGCUUUUGUAAUAGUUGGCUACUAAGUCGAUUUGGUAUUACAUCAACUACUCCUCAAACCAACAUUGUUGAACUUGUGCGGAAAGGUCCAGCCGCCAAUAAUGGAUCACCACUUCGUCCUACCGUUGCUCGAGAAAAUGAUCAAGAUGAUAUGGGUGAAAUCGAAAACAUCAUAGACAAAUGUUGGUCUGAAGAUCCGCAUGAGCGUCCAGAUUUUGUUAAUAUGAAAGCCAAACUCAGACAGUUGAGUAAAAGAGACAACGAGAUGAAUCUUUUCGAUAACUUGCUCAGACGUAUGGAGCACUACGCUAAUAACCUGGAGACUCUGGUACUCGAUCGAACAAAAGAUUAUUUAGAAGAAAAACGCAAAUGCGAAGAGGUUCUUUACCAGCUUUUGCCAAAAAGUGUAGCUCAGCAGUUAAUUAUGGGACAAUCGGUCACAGCCGAGGCGUUCGACUGCGUUACUAUCUAUUUUAGUGACAUAGUUGGAUUUACUGAAUUAUCUGCUGAAAGCACACCUUUACAAGUUGUAGAUUUACUCAAUGAUUUAUAUGGAUUAUUUGAUGAAAGACUUGAGCACUAUCAGGUGUAUAAGGUGGAAACCAUUGGAGAUGCUUAUAUGGUUGUAUCAGGAUUACCAGAACGAAACGGUGAAAGGCAUGCCUAUGAAAUUAGUCGAAUGGCAUUAGAUCUACGAGAAUCAGUUAGGCAAUUUAAAAUUCGGCAUAAGCCAAACCAUCCUUUGCGGUUGCGUAUAGGCAUUCAUAGUGGACAAGUUGUUGCAGGGGUGGUAGGGAGAAAAAUGCCGAGGUACUGUUUGUUUGGAGAUACAGUUAAUACUGCUUCGAGAAUGGAAAAUAAUGGUGCCCCCUUUAAGAUUCAUAUUAGUGAAGCUACAAAAAAAAUCCUCGAAAGAGUAGGUCAAUUUGAAAUUGAACUACGGGGUGAAGUAGAGUUAAAGGGUAAAGGAAAAAUGACUACUUACUGGUUAAUAGGGGAAAAAGAAGGAAAUAAAUUCAAAGGAAGUGAUGAUCUCAUAGUCUCCCAGGGAUAUCCACUGCGUCCAGGUACCCCUCGGUUACAAAAAGCUUUCCAAGAACAAAUUUUUGAUGGCAGAUAUAUUGAAGGGAAUGGAUUUAUUCCUGAAAGUUCAACAAGGCAUAUUUUAUUAGUCGAAAAUGCACGAUCUGUAUCGCAAUCAAAAAAGACCCACGAAGAAUCAGAGGUUCCUUUACUAUCCAUCACCCAACCUUCCCUAAAUGUACAUAACUGAAUUUGUUUGUUGUGUUUUGUUCAAAGUGUUCGAAUUGUUAUUCCUAUAGUCACCUGACUAAUGACUAAAAAGGUAUUUAAUUUAAAUAUAUUAGCUUACUAGGGCAUGACACCUCUCUAUAUAUUGCAUAUUACCUAAUUUUGUGGCAAAUACUUUUGUGGAGUCAGUUGACUGAACUAUAAGAAUUUUACUUCAGUUACCUCUUUAACAGUAUCUCCAUAAGAGCAAUUUUAAAUAAUAUAUCAUAUUAAAAUUACUCACAUAUCAAUUCUUGCAUAUUUCAUGUAAUAUUUGACCCCAUACCUACCUUCUACAGAUAAAAUAGCGAUGACGUGUAACAAGGAGGAAAGUAAACUGGAAGUCAAAGUCUCACAAGUGUAGCGUCUAACUCAAAGUUAAUAACGAUACACCAUGUAGUUUCACUUAUACCUGUAUGUUAUUAUAAGAGUUCUUUAAUGUGUGUUAUUGUAUCAUACUUAACCUGAGGUCUGAUGAUUGCGCAAUGGGUAACCUAACCAAUAGUGGGUUUUGACUUCGAGUUUCUUUUCCCCCUUGUUACAUCUUAUUAAAGUCAUGACGGCCUACGUCGACAGUUAAAAAGGUCAGCAGAAACAAUGCCAUCGCGCAAUAAUUCCUAGCAUUUUUAAUUGCGAGGGGCAAAAUGCAAUAAGUUUGUUUAGAUUUAAAAAGAUAUUUUAUUUUCGUUUAUAGAAUAUUAAUCACCUAGGGAGUAAAAGUUAUUUUUCCAUUACAAAAGUAACUUAACAUAACAACGAAACAUAACAACGAAAAUAACAGCUCCAAAAGCUGAACUUGCGGAAUAUUCAAGUAAAAAAAACUAGGCUGUUAUCAGAAAAGUUUAAUAAAAAUGUUCCAUUAUACCAAAAACGAAAUAUUGUUUAAGCGCUGUUUAUUAUUAUUUAUUUUUAGCAUAAGGCUUGAAAAUUGUAUCUGCUUUAAGAAACACUUUAAAAAACAGUAGCUUUUCUGUGAUAAGAACUACUGGCCCCAGUAAAAUGUGUGACUAAUUACCCCUUUCGCCUCUUUAUAUAAUAAAGUUUUUUAAGUGUAAGUCCGUACUAAAAUGGAGCUGAAAGAUUGUUAGUCCAAUUACAAGUUUUGGCAAUAAGCUUAAACGUAAUUUUCUCUAGCGGCAUUUCUCGCAACCGAUAGAAGCAGAUUUUAAGGACAAAGAACAACUGUAUAACUUAGUAAUAAUAAUUCACUAUACAUUAUUCUUAGAUCCUUCCGUGGGUCUCUUUACCUUUUAGUCAAUGUGUUUGUAGGCUUUCUUUCAAAACCUGUUCCCAGUCAUUUCCUAGAUGUUUCCAGAUAGAGUGUUUCCAAUAAAAGAACGCUCACACUAUUUAUUAUAAAUGAUGCUGUGUAGCCAAAUUAAGAAAAAAAUCCCCUUACAGCUUUAGUAUACUAGAAAGACAGAAUAACUUAUGUUGCUAAGACGUUGUGAGGUAACUCAGAAAGUUGCAACUCAAGGGGAAAUAAUUGUUCUUAAUUUACCAUAUAGUCCAGAUAGUUAAUAAUCUCUAGUUAGGUAAAAUAAGAUUAUAGCAAAAAUAUACAUAUUUUCUUAAGUUUUAGCAGAGAAAAUGAUUUCACAUUAUUUAAAUAAUAGACGGAAAAUAUGUCUCUUAGAAACUGCUAUGAAUUGAAAAUACACAUAAUAUGUAGGCCGAUUUUGAUGAUGAGAUUAUUAGAGGAAUUGUAGUAUCAUAGCAGUUUCUAAACUAUACUUUAGAAUGAAUAAACUAUGUUAUAGAUAGCUAUUUUUUAGGGCAAGAGUCAAAGAAGCUCAUAUUCUUAUUGCCUUUUUUUUUGUUUUCAUUAUACAUAAUUGUAACAUUUACGUACAAUUAAUAGAUUAUAUUUUUUUAUUUAAUUACUAUAUUGUAAUAAAUAUUUAUUUAAAUAAUGUUUUAUCUUAUUUAAAUAUAUUACACUGUUGGUUAUGAUUAUAGAAUGAAGAUCACAGGGGAACUAAAGGAUUUUUGUUUGCACAAAUGUUUAUAAUUGUUAAUUAAAUGUUGUAUGAAAAACUAUAUUCCAAAAUAAUAUAUGUAAUAUAUGUGCGUUAAAAUAUU
Messenger RNA from Anthonomus grandis grandis, 5857 nucleotides. Its product is annotated as atrial natriuretic peptide receptor 1-like. Gene Ontology annotation, biological process: receptor guanylyl cyclase signaling pathway; cGMP biosynthetic process; intracellular signal transduction. Gene Ontology annotation, molecular function: guanylate cyclase activity; protein kinase activity; ATP binding. The transcript has 16 exons. The record is from RefSeq and is a predicted model, not a curated record. Lineage: Eukaryota; Metazoa; Arthropoda; Insecta; Coleoptera; Curculionidae. The coding region runs from base 111 to 3758 and encodes 1215 amino acids.